AUGGCUACCGUGAGGGGAGCGAAAUACAACAAAUACAAAGAUAACGGCACACUGACCGGAAAACGUUACGGACACGCUGUGUUCGACACGGAGCCCCUGGGACUGUCCCAACCGUAUGGGGCGCGAUGGUUCAGCACGGCGGAUGUUGAUGAAGCUGUGGCAGAAUAUGGUCAAUGGGGUCAAAACGAUCACAAGGGCUACGGCGUCUCGGUGAAGAAGAUAAUUGGCGCGGGUCGCUUUGGAAUCGUCGCACUUGUGCAUUGCAUCAACGAAAAGGGGGACACCCUCCCCUGUGUGUUGAAGCUGGAGAGAUACCGGCAUCAUGUCCAUGGAACGCUUGCACGGGAGGAAAAGGCCCUGACGAAAUUCAAAGGUGCAAAGCACAUUCUGCAACUCUUAGACGUCACACAGCUCAUCAAGUCGGAGAGAGCCACAAGCUAUGGCUUGUACGCAGCAGGUCACGUAGCCCCGGAUCCGUCACCACAGCUCUCUGAUGAAGAGCUAGACUGUGCAUGGAGCUUAGAUGACUUUGCUUGUCAGCCAAUCCGUAACUUCGUUUUUGUCGAGCAUGCGGCUCAGGGAGAUCUAAAUGUGUGGCUCAGCAAAGCCAGCCGUAGCAGGACUCCCUGGCCGGGGCUCAUCGGUAUGGGCUACCCUCCAAAGGAGGUUUUCGGCGGUGCGGAUCGACCAGAAUGGAAUUCCAACGAACCCAUCGAUGAGCACCUCCCGGAUGACUACCCCAUGAGCGAGUACUAUCCCCCCCAGCAGACGACUCACUUUGACCUUGAGCCGAGCAAUAUUCUAGCAAGCAGCAACGUGGAGAAUGGCAACAUGCCCAUAUUCAAGAUUGCCGACUUUGGGUCCGUCCAGUUCUUUGGCGAGUAUGCUACCAACCCAGCAUACUUUGACAAGGAGCUCUUCUGGAAGUGUCGAUUCAGCGGAAAGGGGAACUAUUUCACGCCUGAACAAUUCACCAGACAAUGGGAUCAUCUGGACUUGCAAACCUACUUGGCUGACGACAACCUCCCGAACCAUUUUGUGGCAGUAGAUGGCACCAAGCCCCCGGUUGCUGGCAACUAUGGAAUGCACUCCAAUAUCUUCCAGGUCGGCGUCAUUAUAUGGUGCGCCAUUACUCUCUGUGCUUUCCAGCCGCUCACGGCCAUGAACUACAGGCUCCCCGACGGCCAGGAAAUUGUUACAUGGGGAGGCGCCCUCCAAAACGAGCGGUUCAACGGCGUCGAUGAGGAGCUCAGGGGCCUCGUUCAGCGUUGUAUGGCAGAUGACCCGGUCCAACGGCCUUCCCUCGGCCUACUCAUGCGCAUCAUUGAGGAUCGGCUCGGUGCCAACGACCUCGGUUCCGAAGAGGCCGUGGCCACCUGGGCGCAGGAGUUCUUCUCCUCGCCCCGCAACCUGAAAGACAACGGGCGCAAGAGGAGGCAUCCUGGUGGCGACGACAACGACAACGAUGACGAGGACGGGGAUUCCCGGCGCCACGCGCCCCGUCAGAGGCUCGAAGCCGAGCCCAUGAUCCACGCCGCGUUCCAGCAGCCCAGGCGUGUGUCAAACGCGCUCAACCAGCGUCCCAGAGUUCAACACGGCGCGCUAGCCUUGCGUCCCGCGUCUGGUGCCAACCAGGGCAUGAGCGGUUCGAACGAAGCCGAAGCCGUCGACCCCCGGGUCUUUCAGGUACUGCAGGUGCCGCAGAUGCCGGAGUGGCAAGGAAUUUCGGCAUUCGGUGCGCAGCCGAACGUCUUCGACUUCAACUUCGGGGCUCAGAUGCCGCAGAUGCCUCAAAUGCCGCAGAUGCCUCAAAUGCCGCAGAUGCCUCAAAUGCCACAGGUGCCGUUACAAUGGCAAGAUAUUUCGCAGUUCGGCGUACAGCCGGACGCCUUCGAUUUUGGCGGUCAACAGAUGCAGCAGAACGUAGGUGCGGCAAGUUUUCAGCCGGGCGGGUACUUUAACGUACAUGCCCAGUACGGAGAGAAUCCUUUCCAGCCGCCACCGCAGCAGCAACAAUAA
Messenger RNA from Colletotrichum graminicola M1.001, 2019 nucleotides. RefSeq lists its product as uncharacterized. Lineage: Eukaryota; Fungi; Ascomycota; Sordariomycetes; Glomerellales; Glomerellaceae. The transcript is spliced from 8 exons. Bases 1 to 2019 code for a protein of 672 amino acids. The record is from RefSeq and is a predicted model, not a curated record. Gene Ontology annotation, molecular function: protein kinase activity; ATP binding. Gene Ontology annotation, biological process: protein phosphorylation.